AGCAAGAUGAGGGUAGUUUGGAGCCCUGUAUAAGAGAAAGGUCGGGGCCACAGCUGAUUGCUGUGUCCCCACAGACCUGGGCCUCCUGCUGCCCACCAUGGCCAGAAGUGGAGAGGCCCUGCCACGAGGCAGCCCAGCACUGGUCCAGGAUCCCCAUCUCAUCAAGGUGACAGUGAAGACGCCCAAGGACAAGGAGGAUUUCUCAGUUACAGACACGUGCACCAUCCAGCAGCUGAAGGAAGAGAUAUCCCAGCGCUUUAAGGCCCACCCUGAUCAGCUGAUCCUAAUCUUUGCUGGCAAAAUCCUCAAGGACCCUGACUCACUGGCACAGUGUGGGGUCCGAGAUGGCCUCACUGUCCACCUGGUCAUCAAGAUGCAGCGUCGCACCAUGGGCACUGAGUGCCCAGCUGCAUCAGUCCCUACCCCAGCCCCAAGCCCUGGAUCACUCCCUCAGUCAGGCUCCAUUUACUCAGCAGAUGGGCCACCCGCCUUUAGCUUAGGGGUCCUCAGAGGCCUCAGUGGUCUAGGCCUGACCUCUGGUCGUUUCCCCGACCAGCCAAGCUCACUGAUGUGGCAGCAUGUAUCUAUGCCUGAGUUUAUGGUUCAGAUCAUUGAUGAUCCCUUCAUCCAGGGUCUGCUGUCCAGCACAGGCCUGGUAUGCCAGCUAGUUCUUGACAACCCCCAUAUGCAGCAGCUGAUCCAGAACAACCCUGAGAUUGGGCACGUUCUCAACAACCCUGAAAUCAUGCGGCAGACACUGGAGUUUCUACACAACCCUGCCACAAUGCAAGAGAUGAUGCGUAGCCAGGACCGGGCACUCAGCAACCUGGAGAGCAUCCCUGGUGGCUACAAUGUGCUCCGUACCAUGUAUACAGAUAUUAUGGACCCUAUGCUUAAUGCAGUCCAGGAGCAGUUUGGUGGCAAUCCCUUUGCUACCACCGCUACCGCUAACGCGACCACCAGCAGCAGCCAACCUUCGAGGACGGAGAAUUGUGACCCUCUCCCCAACCCCUGGGCUUCCACAUAUGCAGGCUCAGCUGGCAGAAGAGGCAGGAGGCCUGGGGACCAGGAUGUAUCUGAACUCAGAAAUAGGGUUUCCAACAUUCUAGGUAAUAGAGGGCUCUAUGACUAUCUCCAACAAUUACAUGAAACCCCUCUGUCCCUGGCAACCUAUCUGCAGGGGAUGGCAUCUACUCUCAGCCCAAGCCAAGGACCACGACCGCCACCAGGAAGCCAAGUUCCCCCAACUUCACCCUCAUCCCAGGAACCUAAGUCAGGCCAGCCUCUCCCCAAGGAGUCAGUAGCAAUCAAGGGGAUCCCCUCCUGCCCAGCAUUCCUGAGAUAUCCCACAGAGAACAGUGCUCGAAAAGACGGAGGCCAAAAUGGUGCAGGGAAUGGCUCUGCUGGCCACAGCACCAACGUGCCUGAUCGCGUCUCUGGGCUGGGGCAUGAUGCCAACAGGGCCCCAUUUUUUCCUUCCCCAUCAUCGCCCACGACAGCGACCGCUGGAAUCCCUGAGCAUGUCUGGCUGCCGCCAACAGCUUAUCCGUGGUCUCUGAGGCUAGCCAGCAUGAAUCAGGCCCCCCAGGGGCAGGACGAGACACACUGGCAGCCGCCACUGCUGCCGCACCUUCAGGUAGCCAUGGCAAACCCUCGUGCCGUGCGUGCCCUGCAGCAGGUCGAGCAGGGUCUGCAGGUCCUGGCUGCUGAAGCCCCUCGCCUCCUCCUCUGGUUCAUGCCCUGCCUAGCAGGGCUGGGAAGUGUGGCAGGAGGUAUAGAGCCUCGAGGGUGUGCCCUUAUGCCUGAGGACUCCCCUCCAGCCCCAGCUCCUGAGGUUCCCUCAGCACAGGGCUCUGUGGAGCAGGGCCUCCAUUGCACACCCUUCCUCCAGGUGUUGCGAGCCCUAGCUGGCGCCAACCCCCAGCAGCUACAGCCCGAGGCUCACUUCCGGGCACAGCUGGAGCAACUGCGGGCCAUGGGCUUUCUGAAUCCCGAAGCCAAUCUCCAGGCUCUCAUCGCCACAGCGGGGGAUGUGGAUGCUGCUGUGGAGAAGCUGAGGCAGUUGUAGGAGCCCUAGUUGUUCAGACCAUAUCUUUCCCUCUGUGCCUUUUCCCCCACAUCCCUCUACCCUACUCCCCCAUUCUUGAAUGCAGCUGCACUAUCAACCAAAUUUACUAUGAUGCUCUUUACUGCGGAGACAAUGUUGUUCCAGAGUCAGUGAGGAAGAAUGAGAGCCAGGGUGGGGGUGCCGUGAGUGAUCCAACCACCCCUGCCAUACCAUCGUGAGGCGCCAGUCUGAGCUCUACUAUUGCCUAUCUUGAGAUGCAAUUACAUCAAAUCUCCAGUGUCA
Messenger RNA from Hippopotamus amphibius kiboko, 2350 nucleotides. RefSeq names its product ubiquilin 3 (gene UBQLN3). Gene Ontology annotation, cellular component: cytosol. Bases 98 to 2068 code for a protein of 656 amino acids. Gene Ontology annotation, molecular function: polyubiquitin modification-dependent protein binding. The record is from RefSeq and is a predicted model, not a curated record. Gene Ontology annotation, biological process: ubiquitin-dependent protein catabolic process. The transcript has 2 exons. NCBI's taxonomy places the organism in Eukaryota, Metazoa, Chordata, Mammalia, Artiodactyla, Hippopotamidae.